UGCAGUCCUUCAGUUUCACCAAGUCUGCAUACGGAUUAGGACCUUGCUUGACUACCAUCAAACAGACCUGCUUUUCAUGUAAAGUAAGGAAAUCUUAGGAGCUGAGUACUUUGGAGGACUGUUUUUCCUUCUCAUUAAGGAUUUGGACAGAGUCUGACUGUACAGAGGAAAGCUUUCGAUAAUGAAAACUAUGGAGAACGGCCAUCCGAGUGAUAACUGCACAGCAGAGAAUCUACCACUGUACACAUUUUACGCCUCUGUGAUGAUCAUGGAAUUCACCCUGGCUCUGCCGCUCAACCUCUCAGUGCUUUAUCUAUUCAUCUUCAAGCUGAAGUUCUGGAAAUCUAAAACCAACAACAUUUUCCUGUUCAAUCUCGUCUUGGCUGACGUUCUUCUGAUUAUAUGUUUGCCAGUAAAGGCGUAUCAUUUUCUUAACGGGAAUCGGCGGAGUACAGAGGGAGGGACCUGCAAAGCCAUGCUCUUCAUGCUGUUUCUGAACCGAGGUGCCAGUAUCGCCUUCCUGACUGUGAUUUCAGUUGAUCGCUACUUCAAUGUGGUUCAUCCUGGGAAAAAGAACUUUGCCAAGGCUUUAAAAAAGUCUCCUCAUAUCUCUUUCCUCAUCUGGCUACUGCUGCUCCCCCUGACUAUCCCCACCAUGCUGAAGUCCUUUGAGUGCUGUAAUAGUUAUGGGCGUGAAGAUGACACUCUAGUCGAGGAUGUCACUGACACUCUGAGAGAGGUUGUGUUUUUCACCCAGAUUCUCAUCCCUUUCUUUGUGUUGGUCUACUGCACGGUCCGCAUUGUUAACAGACUAAAAAAGAAGACCGUAGGGGAUAGUACCAAGCUGCGUCGAGCAGUGUUUCUGGUCACCUCAGUAAUGCUGGUCUUUUCUUUCUGUUUCCUGCCUUGUACCAUAGCUAGAAUGGUUCUGUUGAUUGUGAGAGUUGAGAAUUUACCCAAAGCAGAAGCUAUAGUUGUUCAAGUCUUUGACGGUCUCAUGGUUUUAUCCUACAUGGAUUGUGUAGUGGACCCAAUUGUGUACUGCUUAAGCAGCACUAAGUUCAAAAGCCUCUACCUGACAACUUAUUGCCGCUGUCUACUGAGCGAAAAUGCAGAAAUAGCUGAGAGCACAAUCUCAAUAGGAAACAACUCAAGCCCAAAACGCAACAACAAUAUAUUGUUGCAUAGUAGGUAAAAAGAGGACAUGGAAAUGACUGUUAUAUUACUGACUAUACGACUGUUCUCAUGGUGGGACAUUCAUGUUAGUUUGCCAAACCAGACUGUGAUUCAUUACGUGUUUCUGUUACCAUCAGCAUGUUAAACAGCUCAUAAUGACUGUGUUGUUACUAAUUGUCUGGGUCAAAUAAAUCAU
Messenger RNA from Salvelinus namaycush (lake trout), 1372 nucleotides. Its product is annotated as 12-(S)-hydroxy-5,8,10,14-eicosatetraenoic acid receptor-like. Gene Ontology annotation, biological process: G protein-coupled receptor signaling pathway. NCBI's taxonomy places the organism in Eukaryota, Metazoa, Chordata, Actinopteri, Salmoniformes, Salmonidae. The transcript has a single exon. The record is from RefSeq and is a predicted model, not a curated record. Gene Ontology annotation, molecular function: G protein-coupled receptor activity. Bases 182 to 1195 code for a protein of 337 amino acids. Gene Ontology annotation, cellular component: membrane.